AUGCACGUGCACAAACGCUUAAAUCCGGCCCUAAAUCCGGCCACCGAAUCCGGCCAGGGCCGGAUUUGGCCGGAUUUGAAAAAAAGGCCGGAUUUUGGCCGGGGCCGAACUUCGUUAGUAGAGCUUGGAGGCGGUGAGCACAAUGAGCCAGAGAGAAGACAAGCAGCAUCCUCGAAGCAUUGGAAGCGUGCCGUUUCAUCAUCGCGGCAUGACUGCGCACAAUUACUCGAUGGAAAGAUCAAUGCUCCCUUCAUAUUCAACAAGUUCAACACCCACUUCCACAUAAUGUCAAACACCAGUGAACCAACAUGCAUACGCAUGACGAAGAUGACGGUGAAGAAUGACAGCAGAUCGACAGUGGACAUCAAGUACUACGUGACAGGCAACAAGAACCAAGCGGACGCCAGCAACCAAGCUUAUCCGCAAGGACAAGCACUACACCAGCAGAAUGAUCAUCUAUUAUAUGCAUUCUCCCAAUCCUCCCCACAUUCCCGGCAACUUUCACGCUCCUUAUUCUACAUCGGCUUAUUUUUCAUCAUGCUCAAAUGA
This is a messenger RNA of Helobdella robusta, 549 nucleotides long. RefSeq lists its product as hypothetical. NCBI's taxonomy places the organism in Eukaryota, Metazoa, Annelida, Clitellata, Rhynchobdellida, Glossiphoniidae. Bases 1 to 549 code for a protein of 182 amino acids. The record is from RefSeq and is a predicted model, not a curated record. The transcript has 4 exons.